UCUGAAAAGCGAAACGCGAAACACGUCGUCUGCUCAACGAAACAGAAACACUGACAGUGAAAUAAAAUUUAAAAAAAUUUGUUCAGAAAUUGUGCAUUCCUUUUUGCUGUUACAUAUUAACCGUUAUAUGUGCGAAAACUUUAUAAAGCGAAAAAACAUAACAGAAGAGUCAAAAUUUGUGUUUAAAUAAAGCUGUCUUGAGUUCAAGUGACGUAUGUACGUGCCAACAACAAAAGUGUAAGUGUUAAGUGUUGUUGCCAAAAAUAUGUUUGGCUUGUAAAUAGUUACAAGUGUUAGUUAGUAUGUUCAGUUGUGGGCAAAGCAAAAUCAACAACAAAAUCUACUACUCAAUAAACGUCAGCAAGCGUAAAUAAAAACACAAAAAUAGUAUAAAAAAAAUAUAAGAAUAAAAAACAAACGAAAAAUAAAAAAACAACAACAAAAACACUCUAACAACAAAGUCAACAAGAGCAUCUGUGACAACAGCAGUCAGUGCGUUCAGUGGGGUCAAUGCCGAGAACGUCUCAUUGAAUUUGUGAACUGGUUAGAUUCAGCUACCAAUAAAUCUUGUUCUAAACUUGCCUUGCCAUUAAUAUUUGUACAAACUCGAGUGUACUGCCACUUCACGCAACUUAAGCACAGCUGAAAAUACUUCAUCUCUCCAGGAACUCAACAAACAAGCAAAGUGUAGAAGAAUUAACGAACCAACAACCGACCGACGUCAUCGUUAGCCAUAAAGUAGUAGUGCUUUCACAUUUUUCGUGCCAGUAACCAUUCAUUGUCCAACUGAAGUGUGGUAUCAAGUGCCCGCUACCACCGAUAACAUUAUAGUUGUUAUUAUUUUCUUUAAUUUUUCGAACGGUUUUACGCGCAUCGUCGUCGCUGUAAACAAUGGUUGCAAUCGAACAUCGUCAAAAGUCAUCGACAGCAGCAACAGCAACAGAGACAGCGACCUCAGCAGCAACAAUCAACAUAGCAGUACUAUCGCCAACAUCGUCCGCCUCAUCGACAUCGGCUGCUUCGGUUACCACCACCACCACCACUUCGAGCAUUCAACAGCAACAACAGCAGCAGCAGCAACAACUAAAGAAAGAGGCGGCAGAGGAGGAGAAGCCACAAUUGGUGGACGACGAGGUAUCCAUUCAGAAAUCGCCAAUAAAACAGAAACCGGCUAAAAUGUCCCAGUUGGACUCACCCGCCGAGAUACAAAUUGCGGAGAAAAAGCAGUCGCAUAAGCCUACUGCCGGUGCAGUCUCGAAGAGUGCGGUUAGUCAGCGUAAUGUCGAUAUAAAGAUUGCCAAAAAAUCGAAUUUGGAUGCGGCCACCAAGGAGCUUACGAAGAAGGUACUCAAAUUGGAUUUGACGGGGAAAGAGUUGGACGAAUUUUCGAUUAAAUCACCCAAAUCACCAAUAGCGCGCUUACCACAUCAAACAUCGCUCACCUCCUCAGUCGAUGUGGAGGAUCGCAAAACGUUACGUGAGGCCUUAUACCAGGGUAUAUUUCAUCGUCAUCGAAGAACCAUCUUUGCCGUCGGUAGCUUCUUACGCAUGUUACGCAGUCGCAAUUCACAAUACAACACCAUACGUAGCUCAUCCGAAGGCGAGGAUGUGGAUGAGGUUAGAUAAGACAAUGGAAAUGUGUAGACACAACAAUCUACAGUUAUAAAUCAAUAAAUUAACGGUUAUAUGAGAAUGAAACAAAAAAAAUCAUACAAAAACACAUAUGCAUACAUACAAAAAAUUAUAUAUACUAUAUAUAUGUAUAAUAAAGCAUAGAAAGUAAUGAUAAGCGUAUAUAAAUAUGUUACGUGAGCGAUAUAAAUAAAAUAUUACUGUUAACAAAUGCAUA
Messenger RNA from Zeugodacus cucurbitae (melon fly), 1849 nucleotides. RefSeq names its product probable inactive protein kinase DDB_G0270444. NCBI's taxonomy places the organism in Eukaryota, Metazoa, Arthropoda, Insecta, Diptera, Tephritidae. The record is from RefSeq and is a predicted model, not a curated record. The coding region runs from base 892 to 1626 and encodes 244 amino acids. The transcript has 5 exons.